Triplophysa rosa is the source of this 1101-nucleotide messenger RNA. RefSeq names its product histone H4. The record is from RefSeq and is a predicted model, not a curated record. The transcript has a single exon. NCBI's taxonomy places the organism in Eukaryota, Metazoa, Chordata, Actinopteri, Cypriniformes, Nemacheilidae. Gene Ontology annotation, biological process: nucleosome assembly. Gene Ontology annotation, cellular component: nucleosome. Bases 495 to 806 code for a protein of 103 amino acids. Gene Ontology annotation, molecular function: protein heterodimerization activity; structural constituent of chromatin; DNA binding.
GCAGCAGGGGAUAUAUUCAUCAGUAUACAUAGAGCGAGACCGAACAAACAGAAUGGAAUACAUCAAAUUCGCUUUAUGACCUGUAAAUCCUUCUAAUUUAUGUGACGGCUUGUGUCCGUCUGUUUUUCUUAAAAUGAACGAACACAAAUAACAAACGUCUGGAUCAGAGGCUAGUCCCAGACUAAAAUUAAUGUUUGAUCAGCCUUAACUGAAAAAUAACUCACCAAAUAUAUCAACGCCAUUGUUUUGUCUCAAGAUGCAUACCAGUAAUGUUUUUUACAUGUUAACGAGUUUUUUGUAAAUUACAAUAUAAAGCGAACUGGUGAGGCCUUUGGGAGAACAGAAAAGUAGAGGCCAGAACAAAACACGCGUGACAUCCGCUGGCACAACCCUCGUGCGUGUGUUUCUACUAGGUCCUGUAAGGCACAUGUAAAAGUCCUCCGCUUUGGCGUGCUUUUACACACCGUUGGUGUACUUCUAACAGCUCGUGCGUCAUGUCUGGAAGAGGUAAAGGCGGAAAGGGACUCGGGAAAGGAGGCGCGAAGCGGCACCGCAAAGUUUUGCGCGAUAACAUCCAGGGCAUCACCAAGCCCGCCAUCCGUCGUCUCGCUCGCCGCGGUGGUGUCAAGCGCAUCUCCGGUCUCAUCUACGAGGAGACUCGCGGUGUGUUGAAGGUGUUUCUGGAGAACGUCAUCCGUGAUGCCGUCACCUACACCGAGCACGCCAAGAGAAAGACCGUCACCGCCAUGGACGUCGUGUACGCGCUGAAGCGACAGGGACGCACUCUCUACGGCUUCGGAGGUUAAACGCUCUUAUUCUGAAGUUAAACAUUUGAAACCCAACGGUUCUUCUAAGAGCCACCCACUUUCUCACUCGAGGAGUUGAAUUUCAGAAGUUAUAUCAUAUUGAACGGAAUGCUCAUUAACCCGGUGGUGUUUCGGAGAACUCCUACUUAAAUUGAUUCGAUGUAGCCUGUUUUGCUGCUCACUUCUGGGGCUCGAAAAAGAAGAAACAUGAUCGCCUAACUUGUUUUAUAAACGUAAGCACGUGCAAUAGAUUGUGAAUAACGCAUAAAAUUGAUGUAAUGCUUUCUGUACGAAA